Protobothrops mucrosquamatus (brown spotted pit viper) is the source of this 468-nucleotide messenger RNA. RefSeq names its product calmodulin-lysine N-methyltransferase. The transcript is spliced from 5 exons. The record is from RefSeq and is a predicted model, not a curated record. NCBI's taxonomy places the organism in Eukaryota, Metazoa, Chordata, Lepidosauria, Squamata, Viperidae. Bases 142 to 429 code for a protein of 95 amino acids. Gene Ontology annotation, cellular component: cytoplasm. Gene Ontology annotation, molecular function: calmodulin-lysine N-methyltransferase activity.
ACCUAUGUUAUAGAUGUAUGUGAUAUCAUCAAAAGAAAUAAAAAAGCUGGAGUGCUCAGAGCUAAAGCUAUCUCAAGCAGCAUUUUACGAUGGGAUAAUGAGACGGAUGUCUCUCAACUGGAAGGACAUUUUGACAUUGUUAUGUGUGCUGACUGCCUGUUUCUGGACCAGUACAGAGCUAGCCUAGUGGAUGCAAUAAAGAGAUUACUUCAUCACAGUGGGAAAGCUCUGAUAUUUGCUCCACUUAGAGGAAAUACUCUAAACCAGUUCUGCAGUCUAGCUGAAAAGGCUGGUUUUUCUAUCCAAAGACAUGAAAAUUAUGAUGAACACAUCUCAAACUUCCACUCCAAGCUGAAAAAAGAAGAAAAAGAUAUUUAUGAUCCAAAUCUCCACUACCCAUUUUUUCUUGUUUUAACCAAAGAAGGAUAGAAUAUGGGAAGACAAUAUUUUUAUUACAAAAUAGAAUGU